CCGAAACAUCCGACCUCUUUAAAUUAAUUUUAAGUUUGAGUAUUACAGUUUUUGUCACUACAAAAAGGUGGCGGGUAGUCAGUAGAUAAGUUAUUCCGCACUAAGAUAUCAUUUGUUCAAGCGACGUCCUACUGAAUAAAUGUGUGAGAGUCGGGACUCAUAAAAUCGUAUAGGAAUUUUGUGAAGGUGCUUGAAUACUUUCUUCUAGGAUUGUAAAGUCAUUUAUUGAUAACUAAUAAAAAACAGUUAAAACACAAAUUGUAAUAAUGGAAAUCAACAUAAAAAAUGCCUUCAAAGAAGCUGUGAAAUUUUCCCUCAGUCCUUGUAUCGAAAAAUAUCGAAUGCUAACCGAAAAGAAUCAGCAGUUAUUCCUACAAACGAUGAAGUUUUUCUUGGAGAGACCAUUAUUCACAACUAUUUUAUUUUCUGCUCUUUUCAUUGUAUUUAUUAUAUCUCUAUCAAUAUCAUUCAUUAUACUUCUAGGAGUACUCGUAAUUGCUAUUGUAAUAUUGCUUUUUGAAGGUUUUGUUUUCAUCGUAGUUUUAGCAGUUCUCAGUAUGAUUGUGGCAUCAGUCACCCUUUUCAUUAUGAUAAUAUUCGGGAUUAAGUACACCAUGACAAUAAUACAUAAUUUAGAUGAAGAUUGACAUUAAUUUGAUUGAAAGUCAGUUUCCCUUCAGGAUGUAAAGUUUAUAUGGUACCAAAAUAAAAAGAAAGUUAUAAGGAUUAUGAUAUCAGAUGAAAAUCUUAUAAAUUAUACAGAGUACUGAUGAGAACCUAGUUUAAUCAUGAUUUUUUAGAAAUAAGUUAUUUUUUAAUA
This is a messenger RNA of Helicoverpa zea (corn earworm), 820 nucleotides long. RefSeq lists its product as uncharacterized. NCBI's taxonomy places the organism in Eukaryota, Metazoa, Arthropoda, Insecta, Lepidoptera, Noctuidae. The transcript is spliced from 3 exons. The record is from RefSeq and is a predicted model, not a curated record. Bases 267 to 647 code for a protein of 126 amino acids.